This is a messenger RNA of Microdochium trichocladiopsis, 945 nucleotides long. RefSeq names its product Alpha/Beta hydrolase protein. Gene Ontology annotation, molecular function: acyltransferase activity, transferring groups other than amino-acyl groups. The record is from RefSeq and is a predicted model, not a curated record. Gene Ontology annotation, biological process: biosynthetic process. The transcript has a single exon. Lineage: Eukaryota; Fungi; Ascomycota; Sordariomycetes; Xylariales; Microdochiaceae. The annotation marks the transcript as partial.
CUCGCCUACUGGACAUUUGGCUCGCCGGCCAAUCCGGCGGUCCUGAUUCCGUCAUCUUUUCGUAGCGUGUUGGCAACGACGACACCCUUCUUAUACUCGAGCGCAGGCGGAGGAGCGGCGCCGCCUUUUCCCCCCGACAAGUUCUUCGUAGUUGUGACAUCCCUGCUCGGUGCGGGCGAGUCGUCAUCACCGUCCAACACGCCGGCGCCCUGGAGCGGGCCAAACUUCCCGCGCGUCAGCUUUGAAGACAACGUAGUCCUGCAGCACGCGCUGCUGACGGAGAAAUUGGGCGUGCGCCGGCUCUUCGCGGAAGUCGGCUUCUCGCUUGGUGGCAAGCAAACAUACCACAUGCUGUCGCGCUUCCCGGGUUUCGUCGAUAACGCCGUCGUCAUUGCCGCCAGCGCGCGUACCAGCCCGCAUAACUGGUCCUUCAUCGAGGGCCCGCGCCUCGCCCUCGUCACCGCUUUUGACUUCCACGGCGGCAACUACACCGAGUACCCGUCCCACGGUAUCAAGGCCUUCUGGCGUGCCUACUCGACCUGGGCACUGUCCCAGGAGUGGUUCCGCGCGCGUGCCUGGGAGCGGCUCGGCUACAAAACGCUGCUCGGCUAUCUCGGUGACGCCUGGACCAGGGACAUGGACGCCAAUGACAUCCUCGUACUUCUGUCGACGUGGCAGAAGGGCGACAUCUCUGUCUACCACCCCGAGGACGGUGGCGACCUGGCCAAGGCGCUCCACAGAAUAGAUGCGAAAGUUCUGGUCAUGCCAAGCCGCACAGACCAGUACUUCCCGCCCGCGGACAACGAGCUCGAGGUUGAGCACUUGAACAAGGGUAAACUCCGGGUUAUCGACAGUAUCUGGGGUCAUCUCGCUGGAGGCGGGUGGAAUAAAGAUGACGCAGAGUUCAUCAAGCAGGAGGUGAAACUUUUUCUUGGCCUAGAGUAG